Molecule: messenger RNA, 1579 nt
Organism: Zychaea mexicana
Lineage: Eukaryota; Fungi; Mucoromycota; Mucoromycetes; Mucorales; Lichtheimiaceae
Exons: 1
Coding region: 205-1395 (396 amino acids)
Source: RefSeq, a predicted model, not a curated record
AAAUUAAAUUUUACAACGUAGCGUUAAUGAAGCUCGUUUGUUAAACCUCCUCUCCUCCACUCCUCUCGUCUCUCCUUCAUUUUUCUCCUUUUCUCGCUCUCACCCACUCUCUUUUCUUUUUUCCCUUUUCUCUCUCUCACUCUCGUUUCCAACACUGCUUCAACCCUUUCCAUUCCUUCCUUCCAUCUUCCGACACAGCGCAACAUGCGAUAUAGAAGCGUGCAGAUCAUUUGGAUAGCGACCUUUGUAGUCGCCUUGCUGGCUGUGCAGACACAAGCUGGUCUGUUUGACAACUGGUUCGGCGGUGGAGAUGACGAGACUUCCUCGUCAGCCGUAGCCUCUGCAACAGACAAUACUCCCAACGAAAGCUCAGCCGCUCAACCGAGUGCAAGCGCAACAGACGCAGCACCUAAACCAUCUGACAGUGCUACUGCCUCGCCUUCAGCGUCCUCGGACAGCAAACCUCAGCCAUCGUCUUCGCAAGAACCAGACAAGACCACAUCUAAACCCUCACCCACUCCUUCUAAAUCCGACGAUAAAAACGACAAUGACGCUUCACCAACACCCGACGCAUCCGACUCGGUCUCUGUCUCUGCAAGCUCUGACGGACCUCAGGCGACCAGCAGUAGCGACGCGAACAAGGACGAUGACAAUAGCAGUAACAACACUGGCAUCAUUAUUGGCUCAAUUAUUGGAGGUAUCGUCGCCGUGGCUGGUGCCAUCGUCAUUGCCGUGUUCGCGCGAAAACGACGGGCAAACAAGCGUAAGCGAUUAUAUGGCGGUGAGGACGAGUUCCAGACACCUACCAACGAUUACCAUGAUCCCGGCCGGCCCUCGCCUGCCAUGGCUGCCGCUGCCAUGGCUGCUGCUGAUGGUAUCCAUAACAACAACAACAACAACUGGGGCCAUGGCAACCCGCAAUUAGACCCUCACCAACAGCAGUACUACAACGGCGGCUACUCGCCACAGCCGCCGGCUGCAACACUUCCUCCAGACAACUACUACUCCUCUCCACCCAUGUCCGCCGCCGCUGCCGUUAGUCCAAUGAUGAGUUAUCCCGACGCCGCCAUUUCAGGUGCCUAUUACUCACCACAGCCACAAUCUCAGCAACAGUACUACGAUCCCUCUGCGUACGGUCACUAUGAUCCUUACGCUGCUGGAGCUGCCGCUGCCGCUGUCGGUGGGGCCGCUGGAGCCGUCAGUGCUGCUCCAUCGAGUGCUGUCUAUUCGCCACCCAACGCAUACGAUGACAGUGACGCUGUACCAGCCACACCAUCUUCGGCAGGAGCAUCAGCAGCUGCAGCACAACAACAAGGUCAUAAAUACCAGGUACCAACACAGCAACAGCCGCCAAUGCAACAAAUAGACCUUCAACAGCAAUGGGGCCAACGAUAAAAACGAUAUCACCCACGUCCUCGCACUCUGUCAUCCGCUCCAACUCUAACCCCAACUACUCUACUCUUAGCCUUUAUAUUAUUUACUCAUUUUCCUUUAUUUUGUAUGAACCCUAUAAUUACCACCUUAGUUUUUCUUGUGAAAUUUUUUUUCUUUUUAAGUAGUUUUUUGUUUCUUUUCUGGA